GAAGAUGAUGAAUGCCGUUUUUGCUUGAGAAUUAAAAGGUGACCAGUUUGGUAAUGGAACUUCUACUAUGGCUGGCCACUCUUACCCACCACCACAGCCAGCAGAAUACCACAUGCUUGACUCUGCCCAGUCUUGGCCUGCAUCACAAUUUGCUUUGGCUUCUCAAUAUUCACCAUAUCCUGACAAUAAUCUUCAACCUAUUCCGGGCCACGGACAAGUUUUUACUGGGUAUGGAAAUCAAUACCCAUGUCAAUAUCUCCCAGGACAAGGUGGUGAUAGGUUGAUGAGGCUGGGUUCUUCAGCUACCAAAGAAGCAAGGAAGAAAAGGAUGGCUAGACAAAAAAGGUUUUUAUCACAUCACAGGAAUCACAAUCACCACAGUAAUCAACCAAACCAGCACCAAAAUCAGGGUGCAGACGAACAUGCAAGGCUUGGAAAUGAUAAUGGUGUGCCAGCAACACCUCAAGCUAACCACCCUGGGAAUUGGGUUUAUUGGCCCACAGCUCCACCAACCCAUGGUGCUGUUUCAGCCGCGCCAGUCCUCCCAGUGCGUACUGCAGAUCGGCCCGCAAUGCAAACAGCACAGAAUCAGAGGCAGCAAGCAGCAUCAGAUAAGCGACAAGGUUGGAAACCUGAGAAAAACCUGAGGUUUUUACUUCAGAAAGUGUUGAAGCAGAGCGACGUGGGUAAUCUAGGAAGAAUAGUGUUGCCAAAGAAAGAAGCAGAAACCCAUCUUCCAGAAUUGGAGGCAAGAGAUGGAAUUUCUAUUGCAAUGGAAGAUAUAGGGACUUCUCGUGUAUGGAACAUGCGCUAUAGUUUCAGAUUCUGGCCCAACAACAAAAGCAGAUGUAUCUCCUGGAAACACUGGAGACUUUGUGAGAACAAAUGGACUCCAAGAAGAGAUUCAUAGUCAUAUAC
Molecule: messenger RNA, 918 nt
Organism: Ricinus communis (castor bean)
Lineage: Eukaryota; Viridiplantae; Streptophyta; Magnoliopsida; Malpighiales; Euphorbiaceae
Product: B3 domain-containing transcription factor ABI3
Biological process (GO): L-valine biosynthetic process
Cellular component (GO): cytosol
Molecular function (GO): acetolactate synthase activity; acetolactate synthase regulator activity
Source: RefSeq, marked provisional